AUGUCCUUUGGCCGAGAGGACAGCGAUGACGUGGCAUUUACGUCUUCUGAUUUGGCACUCGAAAUUGUCGGUUUGCGGGCGUGGUGACGAUGUGCGCGAAAGUUCCACGCGGCUAUAACAAUCUCAAGAGAGUUUUGCUCUUAUUCUAGCGUCUUAUUACCGGGACACGAUCCCACCUCAAAGUUGAGCACCCUACCAGUCGGCUAAAGUGUUCAAAGAUCUUCCGGUCAGACAAUUGGGGUCACACCACUACUAGGACCGACCCUAGCCUGGUCUAUAAGAGUCCAAGCACCAGGACAUAGAUACCGCUCGAGGAGUUCUUUCUUAUGCGGCGUCCAAAGUCUCGGAAAAACCGUAAAAACCGCACGUUUUUCUGUCCAAAGUCGGCCGAAAUUUGCUUGAAAAACGGGGGUGCGCACAGCUGAACGAAUGUAACCGUACCCCUAAAACUACGGUAUUUUUUGAAAAUUUGCGCAAGAAAUUUGAAUAUUUUCAAAAAUAUCCUCAAGAAAUUAACCUUAAAAAAGAAAUUAAUUAAGUCAAUAUUAAAAUUAUGCCGCGUCCAAAGUCUCGGAAAAACCGGAAAAACCCCAGGUUUUUCUGUCCAAAGUCGGCCGAAAAAAAAAAAAUUUUUUUGUUAAUUUCUUGAGGAUAUUUUUGAAAAUAUUCAAAUUUCUUGCGAAAAUUUUCAAAAAAUACCGUAGUUUUCGGGGUACGGUUACAUUCGUUGAGCUGUGCGCACCCCCCGUUUUUCACGCAAAUUUCGGCCGAGUUUGGACAGAAAAAUCUGCGGUUUUUCCGGUUUUUCCGAGACUUUGAACGCGGCAUAAAAUUGCAAAGGCGCCGCUGGCCUUAUUUUUGUGUGGCCUAGUUCUCGCCGAGUUUUCUAGACCCGACCCCUCUUUCGGCAAGUCGUGUAACUCAAAACUCGCUUCUUUUACUCUCUUUUCCCUCUUUUUGCGCCCUCCCCGCCCCCCUUUCCAUGCCCAUCCAAAAGCACUUUGUCCUUUACUUUUUCCCUUUUCUUCUUCUACUUCUUCUUCUUCUUCUUCUUCUUCCGUGUACCCUUUUUGCUCACAAUGCUCACUUUGGACUACACACACACUCUUGAAAGUACUGUAGUUCUUGAGCACGCACAGAAACAACAACAUAAUUAAAAGUUGGGCGAGCGAAGAAAGUGGGCGUGGCUCGCAACGGAAAUUGGACUCGAGAAAAGAGUCGACCGACUCAUUCUCAUUCCCGUUUCAUUCUUCUUCUCCUCUUUUUCUACUCUUCCCUCAUUCACACUUUACAGACAUCUCACCCCAGACGUUUCUGGAGCCUUUUUCAUCAAGCAUUGAGACUCCGGCUGCAACCACGACGGCUGGCUCGGUUAGUUUUAGGUCCAACGAACGCGUAGAACAAGAUGUGAUUUGCAGGGAAGCCGUGUAGCCGAGGCGUCGACCUCGGACUACCGUGUCGCGGUGUUCGGCGCCGGCGGAGUCGGCAAGUCCUCAAUCACGCAGCGCUUCGUGAAAGGCACGUUCAACGACAACUACGUGCCGACGAUCGAGGACACGUACCGGCAGGUGAUCAGUUGCAACGUGAAGAACGUGUGCACACUUCAAAUCACCGACACCACCGGCAGUCAUCAGUUUCCGGCGAUGCAGAGGUUGUCGGUCAGCAAGGGCAACGCGUUCAUCCUCAUUUAUAGUGUGACGAGGUAGGGAACAGGGAAUAGUGAAAACGAAAAAAAGUGUCGGUUUCAGUAAGCAAUCACUGGAAGAGUUGGGGCCGAUUGUGAAAAUGUUGAUGGAAGUGAAGGGGAACACGAUCACAGAGGUCCCAAUCAUGUUGGUCGGCAACAAGAAGGACGAGGAGACGGUAAGACCUGUAUCUCAGCUGUCGGUGGAGGUAUCAAAAAGUUGUGAACUGAUAAAAUGUACAGAAUGUCUUGACGAACAAUUUAGUAGUUGACAACUUUUUGAGAACUUUAUCGCUGGCUGAGAUAUAACGCGUUGAAUACAAUAACCCCAUCCAGAAACGCGAAGUGAGCACGGCGACCGGACAAAAAUUCGCGGGUCAACUCAACUGCGGCUUCAUCGAAACGUCGGCGAAGAACAACGAAAACAUAACGGAGCUCUUUCAGCAACUUUUGGCUCGCGAGAAGAAGCGUCAGUUGGCGCUCACUAUGGACGAUCCGGACGGCAAGAACGGCAAGAAACGAGGGUGUUAUCUCAUGUGA
Messenger RNA from Caenorhabditis sp. 36 PRJEB53466, 2224 nucleotides. NCBI's taxonomy places the organism in Eukaryota, Metazoa, Nematoda, Chromadorea, Rhabditida, Rhabditidae. The record is from the annotation of a GenBank genome assembly.